Messenger RNA from Drosophila grimshawi, 995 nucleotides. Its product is annotated as putative mediator of RNA polymerase II transcription subunit 17. The coding region runs from base 25 to 951 and encodes 308 amino acids. The transcript has 2 exons. Lineage: Eukaryota; Metazoa; Arthropoda; Insecta; Diptera; Drosophilidae. The record is from RefSeq and is a predicted model, not a curated record.
UAAAGAACUUCAAUUGAAUCCAAAAUGCGUGCAUUUAUUGUUAUGUGCUUGGUGGCAGUUGCCUGCGCCGAUAAACUUGGCUACAACUACCAGCCCGUCGGACACUCCGGCUCAGGAUUGUCGUUUGCUCCUGGUAGCGGAAGUGGAAGCCUUGGGGGCCUGAGCGGUGGUGGUCUGAGCGGUGGAUCUCUGGGCGGACUUGGCGGUGGCUCUCUGGGCGGUGGCUCUCUGGGCGGUCUUGGCGGUGGCUCUCUAGGUGGAAUUGGCGGUGGCUCUCUGGGCGGCGGCUCUCUGGGCGGCGGCUCUCUGGGCGGCGGCUCUCUAGGCGGACUUGGAGGCGGCGCUGGAUUGACUUCGGAUGGCGGCAGCAUCGGUGGCGGUUCCGGUCUCGGCAACCUUGGUGGUCUGUCAGGUGGAGGUGUGGAUGCUCCCGUCUCUUACAACGCCCCUGCCCCAGCUGCUGAAUUGGAGAAGGAAUUCUUUACCUACACUGCUAACGAACAGGACUUUGAUGAGCCCGCAGCUUUGGAGAAGGUGUCCGGCUCCCUGAACAAGGGUCUGCGUGUUAUCUUCAUCAAGGGACCCGAGAACCGUGGUCUGGAGAACGCUGCUCUGGCUUUGGCCAAGCAGGCUGCCCAACAGGAGACUGCCAUCUAUGUCCUGAACAAGCAGGCCGAUAUCGGUGAUCUGGCCAACAAACUGAAUGCCGUCCGCGGCAACAACAACAACAAGCCCGAGGUGCACUUCGUCAAGUAUCGCACUCCUGAGGAUGCUGCCAACGCUCAGCGUGCCAUUCAGGGUCAGUACGAUCAGUUGGGUGGUACCAGCCAGUCCCACAAUGGUGGUGUUGCCCCAGUGCUCAACUUCGCCUCCCAGGGUCCUGUGCGUCAGGCCAACGCCAAGUCCCCCGAUAAUGCCUACCUGCCCACUUCGAUCUUCCGCCGUUUCUAAAUUUCAGCCAGAUUUAGAUCAACAGAUUAAUAAUGCCAGCGAUC